Phoenix dactylifera (date palm) is the source of this 1398-nucleotide messenger RNA. RefSeq names its product hexose carrier protein HEX6-like. Gene Ontology annotation, cellular component: membrane. NCBI's taxonomy places the organism in Eukaryota, Viridiplantae, Streptophyta, Magnoliopsida, Arecales, Arecaceae. Gene Ontology annotation, molecular function: monosaccharide transmembrane transporter activity. Gene Ontology annotation, biological process: monosaccharide transmembrane transport. The record is from RefSeq and is a predicted model, not a curated record.
AUGGCCACCAAAGAGGCAAAUCACAAGGACAUGUUUCCAUGGCUGCAUGCGAGGAUGGAGGAGAGCAUCAGCAGCAGCAGCUCCUGCUGGUCAGGCAGCCCCCGGGCGAGUGGCUACAGGGCGUCACUGUACGUGGCGGGGGCGAUGGGGGCGUUGGUGGCUGCGUGGGUCACGCGGGCCUUCGGCCGCCGGCCGACCAUGGUCGCCGGCGGCGCCGCUUCCUUGGCCGGGUCGAUCCUGUCCGCGGCCGGGUCCACCGUAUGGACGCUCCUGCUCGGCCGCGUCCUGUUAGGCUUCGGCGUCGGCUUCGCCAACCAGGCAAUUCCACUGUACUUAUCGGAGAUGCCCCCCCCGGACAGCCGAGGAGCAAUCAACAAUGUCUUUCAGCUUAGUUAUGACAUUGGUUUGUUCCUCGCUGAUCUCAUUAUCUUUGGUGUUGAAAGACCAAGAGAGAGCUGGGGAUGGCGUAUCUCUCUUGGUAUGGCUGCUGCUCCAUCUCUCUUCCUCACGCUUGGUGCUCUCUUCAUCCCUGAGACGGCAAACAGCAUCAUCCAAAGGGACAUUGACUUCCACAGGGCAGUGAAGACUCUCCAGACAACACGAGGCACCCCAGAUAUCCUAGCAGAAUUAAAUGAUAUAAUGGCUGCUGGCGACGCUCAAGUAACUACUAACCAAUCCUUCUAUAGGAUUACUCGAUACGAGUAUAGGCCUCAACUCGUAAUGGCGAUCGCAAUCCCAUUCUUCCAACAAGUAAUAGGAUUCAAAUUGGUGGCUUUCUACAUUCCUAUCUUGAUUCGAAACAUCGGUUUUGGCAAGAAUUCGUUCCUCAUGUCAGCAUUUGUGAUAGGACUUACAAGCACCACCUCUACUAUGGUGUUAAUGGCCGUCAUCGAUAGAAUUGGUCGACGCGCUAUGUUUACGUUUGGAGGCAUACAGAUGCUCGUCUCACUGGUGACCAUUGGUAGAGUGAUGAUGACCCAACUCAGCGAUGACAAUGUGAUUAGUAGAGGCUAUGCAUGCUUUGCCUUGUUCUUGGUUUGUGUUUAUCUUAUGGGCUUUGGAUGGUCUUGGGGACCUUUAGGAUGGUCGGUCCCAAGUGAGAUUUUCCCUCUAGAGAUCAGAUCCGCAGGGCAAAGCAUUGUGGUGGCAGUGUGGUUUCUGUUUGCAUUUGUUAUAGCCGAGACCUUUCCCACUUUGCUUUGCCGACUUAAGGCUACCAACUUCUUCAUCUCUGGGGGCUGGCUGGCAAUGGUGAUUGUAUUCAUUCAUUUAUUUUUGCCGGAGACCGGGGGAAUAGCAAUGGAACGGAUGGAUCGGGUGUGGAAGGAACAUUGGUUCUGGAAGAAAACUGCUGCUGUUGAAGCAACCCAGGAUGACUGUUUUGAUGAUAUUACAUAA